AUUUGAUUUUAUUUUUCCUGUUUCUAUAUUUGUUCAAUUUUUCUGUUUUCUGUGCGCACGCCCUCUUUGAACUGUGUUCAAAGUUUAAACUGUGCUGUAUAUUUGAACUGUGUUCAAAGUUUAAAUAUUCAGUUCCAUCUACUUUAAUUUUUGAAUCGGAGUAGUACUACGGAGUACGGAGUAGGAGAAUUAAGUAAGCUCCGUCCCCCAUCUCUGACCCCUUCUUCUCGUGCGUGCCGUGCAGGCACGCAGAACUGCCCCUGCCUUGCAUGCAUGGAUAUACUACGAAGACAAGUCCAAGUUGGGCUCAGCAUGACGCCAUUUCUUUUCGGCAAUCCCCUGUCCUAACACGGCGACGGCUCCCUUAUAUAACCAUUCACGACGCCGUGCAUUAGCAUAUAGCAUCAGAGCAAAUUAAUCCCUCUAAGCUACGGAAGGACACAACACAACACGCAACACCGCAAUGUCGACGACGACGACAUCCAAGGCGAAGAGAUCAGCUCCUGGCGGCGGUGGCCUCCAUGGCCCGAGGCCGCAGCCACUGAGCCUGACAACUUCCCCGCCGCCGUCCAAGAAACCCCGCUCCAACACCGGCGGCGCCGCCGGAUCGCCUGGGCCGGUGAUCGUGUACGAGCGCACGCCGCGGGUCGUCCACGCGCGGCCGGAGGAGUUCAUGGCCGUCGUGCAGAGGCUCACGGGCAAGCAGCAGCAGCCCACGACGACGUUGCCUGAACUAGGGGCUGCCGGCGGAGCCGCCGGAGCUAGGGAGGACGACCAGGCCGCGGACGCUCUGGUUCUCACGCUUGGGCAGCAGCAGCAGCAGCGUCCGCCGUCAUCGUCUGCUUCGUCUCCGGGCAGCUUUGCGAGCGCGACGGCGCUCGUGUUGUCUCCGGGCAGUUUCAUCUUCUCCCCGGCCACGAUGCAGGCCAUAAGGGAGCUCAUCAACUGACUUGGGAAAUUGGUUCAAGAUUUGGUGAGAUGAUCUUGCGAGAUGUCUCCGGUUCGUGAAACAAGAAAACAUGAUUGAGAAUUGCUGUAGUUCUUUUCUUCUUCUGCGGGAUGGGAGGGAUCAAUUGUUUUAUUUAGUCUAAUUGUUCAUUGAUUUGUUUUAGUCCAAUUGUGGCCGAUCACCAGCUGAUCUGUACAAUUAAAUUCAGUCAAAAAAAAAUCUGUUCAAUUAAUGCUUGAUGAUUCUGUUAUUUAUUGGUGUACAUCUCAACUUGUAUAUGAAUUCUAAACUCGAGAAAAGUUGUCUUCUCGAAUGAUUUAGGACUGAAGUAACUGAAAUUUCCGAAAUUAAUUGGGUGUCCAAUCACGAACAAAAAUUGGUGUCCAUAGCAAUUGAAUGAUUAAAAUUUCUUUCACUUAACUAAAAUCCAAAAGGUAUAAUUUGAAUUUGGCUUCAACUCAUCUGUCACCAAAUAAUUUGACCGGAAGCAAGUACAUUUGUGCCCACUUUAAUUUUACGGUCUUCGGUGAAAUUUCAAUGUUUCAUUGAAAAUGUCAACUUUACCUUGGAAGUUUUUAAAAGCAUGCACGUCCUUCUCUGAAAGCAAGAGAUGAGUUGAUUAAAAUGUCUGACAGGUUCAAACAACUAAAAAAGUUCAUGGAUGACAUAAGUUCUUACGUCUUUAAAAGCUGAAAUGUUGAUUCUAAAUACUCUAGGUUUUUUAAUUCCAUACUGUUGAUGUACCAGUAGUAGAAUUUUGUUUAUUAAUUCUUAUUGAAAUUCUGUCGACACAUAUGCUCUGCCCCAAAAAUUCCUGGGGUGUUUUAUUUGGAAUAAAAUAGGCACGAAUGGUCUGUCAUCCUUGACUUGAAAAGUGUAACAUUACUGGUUCAGAAUGUUCUUUUCAAGCUGACCAUUUUUCUCAGAAAGAAGGUGUUAGUAUCUGAUAAUCUGAAUAAACGGUCAAGAUGUAGACAUUUCAAAGUUACGUCCAGUAUGUCAGCUUAAUUUCCCUGUAAGCAACAUAUGUGAUUAGCUAGUAAUCAAACCUGUCGUCCACCUUAGAUGCAUUUCAACGCCGUAGUUAAUUUAUUGAUCCUUGUUGACUGGCGAAUCAUGAUUCAAUGACAGUUUUGCAUUUAAUUAGUUAACUCCUAGUUUAAAAAUAAGUAAAAUAAAGUCAAGCUAUUCGGCGUUUGUUUUCAGUCUUCGCAUAUUUUUUAUUACUACUGGCCCUCUUUUUCAGUCUUCGC
Brachypodium distachyon (stiff brome) is the source of this 2202-nucleotide messenger RNA. RefSeq names its product VQ motif-containing protein 8, chloroplastic. The transcript has a single exon. Bases 464 to 949 code for a protein of 161 amino acids. Gene Ontology annotation, cellular component: nucleus. Lineage: Eukaryota; Viridiplantae; Streptophyta; Magnoliopsida; Poales; Poaceae. The record is from RefSeq and is a predicted model, not a curated record.